This is a messenger RNA of Phanerochaete carnosa HHB-10118-sp, 1777 nucleotides long. RefSeq lists its product as uncharacterized. Lineage: Eukaryota; Fungi; Basidiomycota; Agaricomycetes; Polyporales; Phanerochaetaceae. Gene Ontology annotation, molecular function: 1-acylglycerophosphocholine O-acyltransferase activity; 1-acylglycerol-3-phosphate O-acyltransferase activity. The transcript is spliced from 10 exons. The record is from RefSeq and is a predicted model, not a curated record. Gene Ontology annotation, biological process: lipid modification; glycerophospholipid biosynthetic process. Gene Ontology annotation, cellular component: membrane; endoplasmic reticulum. The coding region runs from base 130 to 1674 and encodes 514 amino acids.
AGCUUGCUCGACUCCAAAGCCCUCGACGGCAUCAAAACUCCCGCGACGACUUGACUGCCUCCUCGCGAUAAACAUCGACUAGUGACCGUGCCCGAGCCGCGAUUCGAACAAAAGCCGCCAGGUCUCGAUAUGGACGCUGUCUUUAGGCCGCUGGCCGAAGCCGUGGGUGCUUCGCUCGACCAAAUCAAGCAUAUUUUUAAUAUCGCUGUCACACUUUUCUAUCUUUUGCCCGUCCUGAACCUCUGGUUUGGUUUCUUGCAGCUGCUCGCCGACGUCAUUGCGACAUACUAUAUUGCUCUGAAUGUCAAGGGUAAGAACAUGCCUUGGAUCGUAUUUGCUGUCACCAUGGGUCAUCUUACUGUCAAUCAUGCCAUCCGCGCGCUCUGGGACCUAAGCUACGAGACGGUUGAGGUUACCGGGCCGCAGAUGGUUCUCGUCAUGAAACUGACAACCUUCGCGUGGAACGUCUAUGACGGCAGGCGACCGGCGGAGGAGCUCGACAAGUGGCAGACAGAGAAGAGAGUUGUCCAGCACCCCAGCCUGCUGACGUUCCUCGGCUACUCGUUCUAUUUCCCUGGCCUGCUGGUCGGGCCGUACUUGGAGUUCGCCGACUACAUGGACCUCAUUGACGGCACACGGUUCAAGCUUCUCGAGAAGGCCGAUGACAAACAGUUCAAAGCCGUCUCCAUUCCCGGGAGACUGGUCCCUCGAGGUCGCAAGCGCGUGGCGUAUCGAAAGAUGAUCAUGGGCCUCAUCUACUUGGGUCUGUUUGUGGUUCUCGGCGGCCAGUACAAUUUCGGCAUUGCCGUCCAGGAUUGGUUCGCCCAAAAGAGCUUGCUCUACCGCAUUGCCAUCUUCCAGGUCUGUGGAGUCGUUGAGCGCAUCAAGUACUAUGCCAUCUGGACGCUGACGGAGGGCGCAGCCAUACUAACUGGGUUGGGUUUCACUGGCUUCGGCCCACGUGGAGAGACCCGCUGGGAGGGCGCGGCAAACGUGAAGGUUACGAUGAUCGAGUUUGCGCCUAACAUGAAAGUUCUCCUGGACUCAUGGAAUAUGAAAACGAACGUCUGGCUACGCGAGUGCAUAUACAAGCGGGUCACCCCCAAGGGCAAGAAGCCCGGCUUCAGGAGCAGCAUGAUCACGUUCGCCACGAGCGCUUUCUGGCAUGGGGUUGCAGGUGGAUACUAUCUGUCGUUCCUGUUCGGCGGUUUUAUGCAGACCGUUGGGCGGCUCUGCCGGAGCCAUAUCCGUCCGCUCUUCCUGCCUGCAACCUACGUGGAGGUCCGCGGGGGGCCUCCGCCUCCGCACACACCACUGAAGAGGGUUUAUGACAUUGUCGGAACGCUGUCCUGCAUCCUGAUCCUUAACUACAUCGCCGCACCGUUCAUGUUGCUCACGUGGCACGACUCGCUUCUCGGGUGGAGCCGUCUGGCAUGGUACGGACACGGGAUCAUCUUUGGCGCCAUGGCCUUUUUCUACGGCGGAGGCAUCAAGAUGCUCAAGGGCAUCCAAGCUGGUAGAGUCAAGAAAUCGGGCAUGGCGCAGGAGCUUAAGGAGGUGCCGAGUGGCCUAUCCACGGGAACGGCGACGCCGAGUAUACAGACGCUUCCGCCAUUGGAUGCUGUCGCCAAGGAGGUCGAGAAGUCAGAGUUCAUGCGCAACCUCAGCACCUGACAAAAGUUUUGCGUCAAGGGGAUAAUAUCUAGAGACUCCGAGUCGGCCAAUUUACAUCACAUAGUAUUUAGUCCUGCCAAUAUCAAUCUUGUCUUGGAUACUC